This is a messenger RNA of Sitodiplosis mosellana (orange wheat blossom midge), 3748 nucleotides long. RefSeq names its product SH3KBP1-binding protein 1. Gene Ontology annotation, biological process: protein homooligomerization. The transcript has 8 exons. NCBI's taxonomy places the organism in Eukaryota, Metazoa, Arthropoda, Insecta, Diptera, Cecidomyiidae. The record is from RefSeq and is a predicted model, not a curated record. Gene Ontology annotation, molecular function: protein binding. Bases 748 to 3126 code for a protein of 792 amino acids.
AAUGAGAGCGAGAGAACUCAAACCAUUCGCUCUCUUUGCAUCUUCUUUCUUUUUCAUUUUCUCCAUUACCUUUUGAUCUUCGAUAUAUAAAGAGUGAACGUAUUAAUGCGUACGCACGACUAAACUACACAUUCAAAAGUCAAUUUCAAAUAGUGUGGCGAUUUUUCCAGCAAGAAACGGUUUGCAAUGUGUGCAAGACUUAAUUGCAUUUGUAUUGGUAAUGGAUUUAUUUAUUUCGCUUCUCUUUUGCAUUUCAAAAGUGAUUUCCGAAUUGCUUUUUAUAGAUUUGAAUUUGAAAUUAAUUCUGAAUAUCAUUUCCGGUGAAUAAUCUUGAGAUCAUGAUCCAUUUUUUUCGUAUUAAUUGCAAACAUGACGAGCGUGCAGAUGUGAACACAGUAUACACUGUGUGUUUUUGUGAACCAACCAUCAUGUCUUCCCGACCGAACUGUCAUAAUACAUGCACAUACGAAAACAGUGGUCUGUGACGUCAUUUUUUUUGGUUACAAAACAACAUCCAUUAAAAACUAUCGAGUAUAUACGCAAAUACGAAAGGGGAAAACAUACAUCAUUAAGUCAACAAUUGUGAGAAGAGAAAAAAAGAAAUUAUUCAAUUAUCUACACAGAGAAAUGGCCACGCUAUUUACUUGACAAAUCAAACAAAUUACUCGCGAACUGGAACCAUUUAUUGAUUCGGAGGAUUUGUUUUGUGUGUGAAUUGUAAUUGAUAUUUAGCAAUUUUACAUUGAAAUGUCGUACAACAAUUACACAGGUGACAUUGUUCACUUGAAUGUCGGUGGGAAAAAGUUUUCAACAUCACGACAAACGCUUACUUGUAUACCAGACACAUUUUUCACGGCACUGCUCAGUGGCCGUAUAUCUAGCCUGCGAGAUGAUAGUGGAGCCAUUUUCAUUGAUCGUGAUCCAACGUUGUUUGGAAUAAUUCUGAAUUACUUACGCACACGCGACAUUGAUAUCAAACAAUGUGAUUUGAGGAUACUACGGCACGAAGCUGAAUACUACAACAUUUCGCCAUUGGUGCGACGAUUAAUUCUGUGUGAAGAUUUAAAUCAUUCAUCGUGCGGUGAUGUGUGGUUCUAUGCACAUUUGACACCACCAGUGGUACCAGGACAUGAGCUGGGCGAAACAUCAACGGCAGCUGUCGCUUCAGCAACGCAAACUUCCAUCACAACGAGCACUACAGCUCCUGUACCACCGCCUACAACAGUCGAAACAAAUGUGUCGCAACCAGCAGCUCCAGUCGGUUCGGUCAAUCAAGACAUCACAGCACCAACGUCAGUGACACCAGUUCCACUGGCUGCUGGAAGUUUAAUCAAUGCUCGGCCAGGCUCAAUGGUUCGCGUUCCGGAAAUGGCCAAUGGACGAAGCAUUGUUUAUCCACACUAUCGCCAAAGAGAUGACUUUGAUGGAUCACGUGACGAAUUUAACCAACGCGAAGAGUACAAUUUACAAAGAGACAAUUCAUUUAGUAGUAUCAAUCAAGCGUCAUCAUCGCGUCAUUCGGGCCAUUCGCGAAAUUCAUCGUGGGAACUUCGAUCAACGUACAAUGGAACGGCACCAUCUCGGAAUGCCCAAGGCUGGAAUGCUUCGGCACAUUCUCGAACAGCGUCAUUGGAUCUACGACAUUCGCGAAAUUCAUCCGCUGAUCUCAACAAAAUCAUUCGCAAUGACGUCGGCCUAGUGUUCAAUCCACAUCAGCAAUCGGCCGGUUUCUACGAUCCACUUCGAGUGCAAAUAAUUAAAGCGCAUCACAAUUGGAUUUCGGCCGCAUAUCCACAUUUUGUCACAUGCUAUCGGUUGAAGGACUCUUCGGGAUGGCAGCUAGUAUUCACAUCGCCCUACAUCGAAGCAACUAUCGAACGAUUGGCCAUCAAAGUGAACUUUUCCAAUGCAAAUGAGAAAACACAAAGCAAAAUGGUGGCAAUUUCGUAUGGCAGUAUGAUUCGAUUGUGGCGAGUGUCUGACGAUGGAAAUAAAAGUGACGUGGGCAUUUUUAAUUUGAAUGUUCGUGUCGAGUAUUUAUUUUUCAUUGGAAAUCAAUUGGUGGCCUUGUCAUCAAUUGGGAAAAUUGGUGUUUGGCAUGCAAUGACACAACACUGGCAAAUCCAAGACCUCUGCCCAAUUUUAUCGUUCGAUACAGCCGGCUCAUUUCUGCUGCUCGGCUGUAACAAUGGCAGCAUUUACUAUAUCGAUAUGCAGAAGUUUCCGCUACGAAUGAAAGAUAACGACUUACUAGUUACCGAAUUAUAUAAAGAUCCAACACUAGAUCACAUUACGGCAAUAUCCGUGUAUUUAACGCCCAAAACCACAAGUUUAUGCGGCAAUUGGAUUGAAAUUGCGUAUGGCACACGGUCGGGUAGUGUACGAGUCAUCGUUCAACAUCCAGAAACAGUUGGCCACAGUCCGCAGCUAUUCCAAACAUUCACUGUGCAUCAAAGUCCCGUUACCAAAGUCAAACUCUCCGAAGAGUUUUUGAUUUCAGUGUGCAGCGAAUACAAUCAUGUGAGAACUUGGCGUGUACCGCGCUUCAGAGGCAUGAUUUCAACACAGCCCGGAUCAACGCCAGAGGCAUCGUUCAAAAUUGUUUCGUUGGAAUCAACAGACAGCGCUUACAGUUACUCGGCAGGAAAUGACUUUGGUCCAUUCGGCGAACAAGAUGAUGAACAGGUGUUUGUGCAAAAAGUCAUUCCUGAAACCGAUCAGCUGUACGUACGAUUGGCAUCGAAUGGCGAUCGCGUCUGUGUUAUCAAAUCAAUUGAUGGUUCAACCAUCACCUCGUUCUGUGUGCACGAAUGCGAGAAAUCAUCUCGAAUGGGAUCGAUGCCAAGGCGUUUUAUAUUGUCCGGUCACAGCAAUGGAGCCAUUCAAAUGUGGGAUCUCACCACUGCUCUGGAAUUUAUUCAGAAAAAGGAUUCGUCGGCUCAAUCAGUUGGAGGUGGACCAACGCCCGAGGAGCUCAUUCAAUUGUUGGAUCAAUGUGACAUAAGUAACAGCCUUUGCUCAACGCCAUGCAUGUCACCGUGCCUCUCAUCCAUGUCAUCCAACACAAUAACACGAUUGAAACAAUCAAAUAUAGCAUUUUUGAAUCAAGUUCACAACAAUGAAUAAUUCAAUUUGAUUUGGUUCAACCUAUGCUUGGAACAGGAAUUAUCCACGUUUUAUUCUUCUCUGAAUUCGAUUAGAUAAACAAACAAGAGGUAUACUGGAUUUUUAAGGGAAUUUCUGACAAAAAAAAAUGUCUCUUGUCACGUGUUGAUAUGUUCAGAGUUUUUUCCCUUUCAAAUGGCACCAAAAUUUCGGAUGAAAUCGAUACGAUUUUAUGAAAAUGAAUCUUAUUUUUCUAUGUUUUUUAAAGGACCAGACUGAAAAUAUUUAGAUUAAAUUGUAGCAUUUUCAGCAUUUUCUGUUUAGUUAGAACAUUCAAAUAGAAUUUACAUUUGUAUUUAACGAGAGAGAAAAAAAUGAUAACCAAUUCACCGCACACCGAACAAUAUUUUUAUUUUGUGUUUUACUAGCAUUUCAACUUUUUUUCGUUACACUUAUUUUAUACUUAUUGUGAUAUAUCAAAAGAGAAACAAAUUAUAAAAAAAAAUUCAGCAAAAAAACAAAACAAAUAUUUUAUUCUUGGCAACAGAACCCAUGAGAUUGCAUUUUUAUUAGUUGAAUCAGAUGAUUUAUAUAACAUCCCAAAGAGAAGAAAAUAAAAUAUCAUUUUUUAUUUUAUUUCAAA